Molecule: messenger RNA, 1764 nt
Organism: Brassica napus (rape)
Lineage: Eukaryota; Viridiplantae; Streptophyta; Magnoliopsida; Brassicales; Brassicaceae
Product: F-box protein DOR-like
Exons: 1
Coding region: 314-1534 (406 amino acids)
Molecular function (GO): protein binding
Source: RefSeq, a predicted model, not a curated record
CUCAAUAUAUAUCUUUUUAAAAAAAUUACAAUUUUAAGGGCAUUACUGCCAUUUUGGAAAAAAAUAGUCUAAUAGGAUAUAAAGUAGUAUAAAUUGGUCUAAAGGACAUAGUUACCAUUUUCUUGUUCUAAAAAACAGAUUUCCCAUUUUUUCCUAACCUAUCUGGACUUUUCUUUAUAAUGAAAUGGGCCGACAAGAAAACAAUAGUAACCAUGUGUUUUUGUCCUAAACGUUGCAUGUCUUGGACGCCGCUCUUCGUUCACAACUUUGGUUUUGCUUUUCACAACACACUAGGGUUUUGAGCUCCUCCGCCAUGAGAACACGGCGUCAAAAGAUCUUGGAGGAUAGUCAAGCCGUCGUUGGACGGUUAAAUGCUGGCGAAACCUCAUUGCAGAUCCCAGUUGAUCUCAUAUUCGAGAUACUCUUGAGAUUGCCUGUUAAAUGUAUAGCCAGAGGUCGAUGCCUAUCGAAGCUCUGGGCUUCCAUACUCGACCGUCAAGAAUUCACGGAUCACUACUUGAAAAGAUCAUCUGCUCGUCCUCAGCUCUUGUUCGCCUUCCAAGACCGCUGCAAGGUGUUCUUCUUUUCCGCACCUCAAGAUGACAACUCGUCUCUGAUAACCGCCAGUUAUCAUAUGAGUUUCCCUGUUAAUCGUGUCAAAGAAAUAUAUAGUCCUAUCAGUGGUUUGGUCUGCGUUAAAGAUGAACGCAUCUUAAAGGGGAUGAAAACUCCAGUGACGGUGUGGGUGAUAUGUAACCCUAGCCCGGGACAGUACUUCACUUUACCUAGAAUGAAGACAAGGAAUAAUAAGUGUGAUGUGAGAAGCUUUUUUGGGUAUGAUCCUGUUGAGAAGCAGUUCAAGGUUUUGUCAAUGACGACACUUGCACAUGGCAAAAGAGAUCUGGCCAUCUAUAAGGAGCACCAAGUUCUGACAUUACAAACUGGGAAACUCUCAUGGAGGAUGAUUGAAUGUGACGUACCCCAUCAUCAUGGGAUUAAUUCUAUAUGCAUCAAUGGUGUUUUGUAUUACAAAGCUAAGAACGGAGCUGAUUCUUCUACCUAUGGUAAGGAUAUUAUAGUCACCUUUGAUGUUAGAUCUGAGAAGUUCGGGUUUAUUGAAGUCGACAAACCUUUCAUUCCAGUUCAUACUCUGAUAAACUUCAACGGUAAACUGGCUUCACUUGAAUCUUAUUCUUUUAAUAGAAGAAGCCCAAUUCAUUUGUGGGUUCUAGAUGACAUAGAGAAAAAUGAAUGGUCCAAGCAUGUUUACAAACUGCCUGCGUCUUGGGAGGAUGUAGUUGGAGAUGCCGACUUAUACUGUGUUAAAGUGACUGCUUCAAAUGAAGUUGUGUUGUCAGGGUACUAUCAACGCUCUCCUUUCUAUGUUUUCUACUACAGUCUUGAGAAGGAAACUGUCAGAAGAGUUGAAAUCCAAGGAAUGGAAGCGUUUAAGCGUUUCCAAGUUUACACUUUUGUAGACCAUGUAGAAGACGUCAAGCGUAUGAAAGGUGUUUUAGGAUUAGCUCUUAAGUGAUAUCUUCUUAAAGUGAAUGAUCACGGCCCAUAUAUUUCCGCUGGUUUUUAUGUUUCUCUUAUCCAUGAUGGUAAUGUAUCUUAUCCUCUUGUUCAAUGGUUCAUGCAUCCAAGGAGCAAUGUUUUUUCUAUGCUAAGCCAAAACAGUUUUUUUUUUUUUUUGGAGCAACAGCCAAAAACAGCUCAGUGUUGGUUUUACAUCGUAUUUUAUAUUUUGACAAAACAUUGUAC